Andrographis paniculata is the source of this 1951-nucleotide messenger RNA. RefSeq lists its product as uncharacterized. The transcript is spliced from 12 exons. Bases 99 to 1721 code for a protein of 540 amino acids. Gene Ontology annotation, cellular component: nucleus. Gene Ontology annotation, biological process: peptidyl-lysine monomethylation. Gene Ontology annotation, molecular function: protein-lysine N-methyltransferase activity. NCBI's taxonomy places the organism in Eukaryota, Viridiplantae, Streptophyta, Magnoliopsida, Lamiales, Acanthaceae. The record is from RefSeq and is a predicted model, not a curated record.
CUUGUUGCUGAGCAUCCUUAACACUUUUUGCAGCCGUCGUUGGAGAGGCAACUCUGCCCCUACAGCUUUUCUCCGCCGGUUUCUCGCUUCGCGCUACAAUGGAUGCUGUUCAGCCUCAGAAGGAUAAUGAAUAUACAUUCGUUCUUGAGCUUGCUGAAACUGAUCCCUUCUAUGAAAAAAAGAAGAAAUUACUUGAACAUAUGGAUUUUGGUUCAAAGAUAUCGAUGAGUCUUAAAAGAUCUUCUACACCUGAUCAGCAGAAGGACUUCUUAAACGCCUUUCUUCAAUGUGCAAGAAUAAUAAAGUUAAAUGAGGUAGAAUUGUAUUUUGCUAGUGAUGCAAGUAAUACAAUGGAAUCAUGUAGCCCAGGAAAUGAAUUGGAAGCUCUCAAUUCAAUACUUGAAGCCAUUGAUAAGUCUACAUCAGGAGAAACGAUGAAAGAUACACAACAAAAUUUACGAGAUGCAAUUAUUAACAGAAUCCAUGAAGUUGGGAGCACGUUCGGUGAAGAGAAAAAAAUCUUAGAAGACCCUAACUCUGACAAAGAGAAAUGCCUAUUAGAUUGGGGAAUCCAUAAUGGUGUAAAAACCAAAUUGGAUAUAGCUCAUGUUGAAGGGGCAGGAAGAGGAGCCAUAGCUAAAGAGGACAUGAAAAUCGGAGAUAUUGCCUUGGAGAUCCCUAUUUCUGUUAUCAUAUCUGGGGAUCUUUUGUAUAAAUCUGACAUGUUUCCUAUUCUUGAAAAAAUUGAUGGAAUUUCUGAGGAGACAAUGCUGCUCUUGUGGAGCAUGAAAGAGAAGUACAACAGCAAUUCUGACUUCAAAUUAUAUUUUGAUACAUUGCCAGAAAAAUUUAACACAGGUUUGAGCUUUGGAAUUGAUGCUGUGAUGGCUUUGGAUGGAACUUUGCUGUUAGAUGAAAUUGUGCAAGCCAAAGAGCACCUUCGCAGUCAAUACGACGAGCUUUUCCCAGCAUUGUCCAAGCAUUAUCCAGAUGUCUUUCCCCCACAUUUGUACACAUGGGAACAGUUCUUAUGGGCUUGCGAGCUUUGGUACUCAAAUAGCAUGAAACUUAUCUUCGAUGAUGGAAAAAUCAAGACCUGCUUAGUUCCUAUUGCUGGCUUUCUCAAUCACUCGAUAUGCCCACACAUAACGCAGUAUGGAAAAAUUGAUACAUCUACAAACUCCUUGAAAUUUAUUGUGUCAAGACCCUGCCGUACCGGGGAACAAUGCUUUCUUGGUUAUGGGAAAUUCUCCAGUUCUCAUCUGCUGACGUUCUAUGGCUUUUUACCCAAACGUGAAAAUCCUUAUGAUGUUAUCUCGCUAGAUAUCGAUGAAGAUGCUGAAGACGGUGCACCAGCACCAGAAUGGAGCUCUCACAUGGUUAGAGGGACAUGGCUCUCCCGAAACCACGGAAUCUUUCAUUAUGGAUUGCCAGCUCCAUUACUCGACCAUCUUCGCAGAGCUAGAAAUCCGACAUGGCAAUCAAACAACCCGACACGGGAAAUGUUGGAAACCGACCUAGAUCUACUUAGAGAUUUGAGUUCUACUUUCGAAGCAAUGAUAGAAGCAUUUGGUGAAGAAAACCCCGAAAAUAGUGAAGGUGCGGCAGGUUGGGAUGUAAAACUUGCAAUGGAGUUCAAAAUUUUGCAGAGAAGGAUCGUGUCCUCGAUUUUGGCUUCGUGCGAAUCUGGCUGUAAGUUGUUAGAUUCUGCACUAAAUUAAGUUUAAUAUCCCUUAGAUCAAUCUUCUCUACUUCAAAUAUGAAUUCAUUUAUUUGGCUAGAUUGUUGUCGAAUAUGCUUUAGUUUCUAUGUGCUUUGGGUUGUAAAUUUGCAUGCACCUAUUAAGCUUAUUACAACCUUUUAAUCUCGAGGAUAAAUUAUUUCCUUAAUUCCAAUACUUUUUUGUAUUUGGAUUUGAGUUUUUUAUUUGAAUUUUAAUUUAAAUAAUAUU